Saccostrea cuccullata (small rock oyster) is the source of this 1054-nucleotide messenger RNA. RefSeq names its product angiopoietin-2-like. Lineage: Eukaryota; Metazoa; Mollusca; Bivalvia; Ostreida; Ostreidae. The record is from RefSeq and is a predicted model, not a curated record. The annotation marks the transcript as partial. The transcript has 3 exons.
AUGGAUGCCGUGGACAGCAAAAAAGAUGGACAAGUUAUCAAGGCAAAACUCAGUGAGGUGACAAAAGAACUGCAGGAUCUGGAGACAAAAAGCCAAAAUAUUGAGGAAGAAAAUAUCAAACUUAAAGAAGAAUUAAAGGUAGUGUACGAGACAGUGACUUACAAUAGAAACUUUACAAAGGAAGAAAUUCAGUAUCUUGACCAGAUGAUUGAAAACAAAAUUUUAGGUCUUCAAGAACAGCUUGAUUUGUCAAAAAAGACAUUGGAAAGUGACUUGAGAAAAGUCAUACAGACAUUGAAGAUGACGGAACAGAAUACAAAAGAGAAAAUAAAGGCUUUAAAUGAAUCGCAAAUGGUUUCCGCUAAAAGCCCGCAAAUCGAAAUGCUCCAAUAUCAAAUGAAUGCAAUGAAUGUAACAUUACAGAAAUGCAGCGUAAGCACUUUUUUUGAACGUGUGAAAAAGACAGAGUACGCUUUAGAAAACUACUCCGUCUCUGUAAAUGAAACUUUACACACUGUUUGUGGGGAUCUGAAUGAUUCCAGCUGGAUCUUGUCAGAAGUGCUUCUGAAGGAUUGCAGGGAGAUUUUAAAGAUUUUCCCGAGUUUAAAGGGUCGAGAUGGUAUAUACAGAAUAUCCGUAGGCUCUGGGAUCAAGACUGUUUACUGUGACAUGACGACAGAUAGGGGAGGCUGGACGAAAGGAUCUACAUUAAAGGCAGGUGGUGGAAUUCUUAUUUAUAUUGCUAGUGAUAUAACAUAUAAACGUAGAACUGAUUUUGAGAUCAGUAAUAUUGAGACAAUCUGGCUAGAGAUAAAUCUGAAAAAUUCAAAACCUAUAUUUCAUUGCUCUGCUUAUCGUUCACCAUCUGCCCCCUCCUGCUGGGCGGAGGAUCUAGCAAGGGAGGUGAACCGUGCCUCCUGCUGUGACGAUACUGAUAUAAUUUUAUCAGGUGAUUUCAUUAUUGAUCUAAUGAAAGACCACCCACAAUACUGGACAUCUGCUUUAGAGAAGUUUGGACUUUCACAAAUAGUUACUGUUCCUACUAGAAUAACAA